Molecule: messenger RNA, 1317 nt
Organism: Closterium sp. Naga37s-1
Lineage: Eukaryota; Viridiplantae; Streptophyta; Zygnematophyceae; Desmidiales; Closteriaceae
Source: the annotation of a GenBank genome assembly
AUGCGGCCAGGCGCAGUGGAUCAGGAGCUGGAUGAGGAGAAAAUUGAGGAGGACGAAGGCGAAGAGGAGGAGGAUGACGAGGAAGGGGAGGAACGGGAGGGGGAGGGUGACAGCGAGCAGUACAGCAGGACAGGAAGCAAGGGGCCGGAGGGGGAGGAGAUUUGCAGAGUGCUGGGCGGAGGGGUUGUGCUGGCUUAUUAUCUCUUCUUCGAGCCGUUUUCCCAUUUCCCCUCCACUCCCUCACUGCCUAUAACCGGCAGGUUCCGUGGUUCCCUGGUGCUUGUGUCCGGCAGCCCAGGUGCCGGGAAGAGCACCCUUCUGCUUCAGUUGGCAGGGCUGCUGGCAGAGGAGGCAAGGGGCUCACUGACAGGAGCCUCCCCGCCUGCUGUGCUUUAUGUGUCGGGGGAAGAGGUGGGUUGGGGAAGUGAGUUUGGGGGAGGUGACGCGCCGUUUUGCCUGCUGUCGCAAACAGGAGGCUCGCCGGCGGCUCGCGAGGAGCAGCUUGCCACGCGGGCAAAGCGCCUGCGCAUCACAUCAGACAACCUCUUUCUGCUCUCCGAGAACAACCUCGAGGGCCCUGCACGCACGGAUGUGACAUUGAACGCGUCCCCUUUCGCCGUGUUUGAUUCACAUAUCCGCGUGGAUCUGGCGGCCAAGGUGCCCUCUGUCUGUCCCGAGCCGGCCCGAGACCAUGCAGUGUCGCCACCCCACUACCACCUCGUUCCUGCCGCCCCUUGCCCCGGGCAGAGAAUUCUUGAGGGUAUCAGUGAGAUAGAGCCGUGCGCUGUGAUAGUGGACUGGACUGGACUCGAUUCAGACCAUGCCCAUCCUGGAGGGCAUGGCGGAGAUAGAGCCGCUCGCUGUGGUAAGCAUACUGGAGGGGAUCACAGAGAUAGAGCCGCGCGCUGUGAUUGUGGACUCCAUUCAGACCAUGCACCUGCCAGGUGUCACCGGCUCAUUGGGCAGCGUCAGCCAGGUGCGGGAGUGCACGCUGCUGCUACUGGAGGCCAAGAGCCGAGGCAUCUGCAUCCUGCAUGCGUUGUGAGCCCUGACCCCUUCUCAAAUCGCUACAUCUCUUGUUGCCACAUACCCGCUUCUUCUCUUCUCUCCUCCCAUCAGGUGCGAGAGUGCACGCUGCUGCUGCUUUUGGAGGCCAAGAACCGAGGAAUCCCCAUCUUCAUUGUAAGCUAUGCGGCCCUUCCGACAAUUCCUUCUGCCGCCCCCUUCUGCCGCCCGCUUUUGCCGCCCCCCUCUGCUGCUCUGCCUCCCGCUUCUCAUGGAGGUGUAGCAGGCGAGUUUCGCCGUGGGCCAAACUAG